Messenger RNA from Coniophora puteana RWD-64-598 SS2, 1269 nucleotides. RefSeq lists its product as uncharacterized. The transcript is spliced from 6 exons. The record is from RefSeq and is a predicted model, not a curated record. Lineage: Eukaryota; Fungi; Basidiomycota; Agaricomycetes; Boletales; Coniophoraceae. Gene Ontology annotation, cellular component: endomembrane system. Bases 1 to 1269 code for a protein of 422 amino acids. Gene Ontology annotation, molecular function: acyltransferase activity.
AUGGGCGCCUCCCAGAACAGUGACCUGCACGAACUGAAGAUCACAGAACGUCCACCAAGAACUUGGACACAGACGCUCAAUGCCAUAUGCGCUGGCCUGGUGUUCGUCACGAGCGCCGUGCUCAUCAACUCUUUCCAGCUUGUGGUCCUGCUCCCUUUGCGAGUCAUCCCAUUACAAGCGACGCAGAACCUCUAUGACGAGGGAGUCAGAUAUUCGAAAGGCGCUUUCGCCUCGUUGAUCAAUCUGAUGAACCAGUGGUUUGCGCCUACACAGCUCAAGAUCACGUUUGAGCGCGAAGGGCAAGGCAAGGUCUCCGAGGAGGACAUUGAGCGAUUCGUGGAGCGUGAUGGGUCCGGGAAGAUAUCUUUCUUGAGGCUCCCGCAGAAGUCCGUAAUAACCUCAAAUCAUCAAGUAUACAGUGACUGGUGGUAUAUCUGGGGUCUCACUUAUUAUAUGGGAACACAUAAGGAUGUCUUCAUUGUCUUGAAGAAGAGUCUCAAGUGGGUGCCCAUCAUAGGACCGGGAAUGCAGAUAUUCAGAUUCAUCUUCCUUGCACGGUCCUGGGCACACGACAAGUUGAUUUUGUCCAGGAAGUUGGCCAAGCUAGGCAGACAGGCCGAGCUACAGGACAAACCAUUCACUUUCAUCCUUUUCCCAGAGGGAACGCUGGUUAGCAAGGACACCAAGCCUAUAUCGAAGAAGUAUGCGGAAAAGAUCGGCAUUUCGGAUUUAUCCAACCUCUUGCUGCCUCGAUCUACCGGGCUUCUCUACAGCUUGCGUUCUUUGGCACCCCGGAUGCCUAGCCUCAAACUCAUUGAUAUUACAAUGGUUUAUCCUGGUGUCCCUCCCAUGGGCUACGGGCAGUCAUGGUACACAUUACGCUCAAUAUUCUGUGAUCGUGUUCCACCGCCAGUGGUGAACAUGCACAUCCGUAUAUUUGACGUUUCGCAGGAAGUCCCUAUCGGAGACAUAAGCGGCACGAAUCCAAAGACAAUACCAAAUGGUAGUGCUCGCGACACGGUGGAGAUUGAUGUUCCCGAAUAUGAAAGGGAGGCGUUCGACCUCUGGCUGCGGAAGCUGUGGACAGAUAAGGACGAAUUCAUCACGAAAUUCCAUGCGACUGAGUCUGACGUUCUCGCUCGACGGGCUACGAUUGAUAUCCCACUGGCACUGAAAAGCGAUCGGGAAAUACCCAAUGCUUUCUGCUUUUUCGUACCUACGGUUGCUGUAUUUUUGUGGGCAAAGCUGGCGGGACUUGUAUGGCAUUGA